AUGGUGGCAGUGAUUCCAAGCGAAUCAGCUUUCGAAAAGCUCUCAAAGGUGAGUUGUAGCGUUUAUUCUUUUGACUCUUGGCUUGAUUGGAAGACUAAAAGUUUAGAGAUGCCGGAGGCAGUGAUUCCAAGCGAAUCGGCUUUAGGAAAACGUCCAAAGGCGAAUUUUUAAUGGAAGACAAGUGUAAAGUUGCCGUUUUAUGUUUCAUUGGAGAGCAAGUUAGUCACGGGGUUUAAGGCGUUUGGUUUGACAGUAAUCGGCCCCCCUGUAAUAUGGGGUAAGUUUCACGGGCUACGUACGAAUGGACUUGCUUACACUUAAGACCUCAAAUGGACUGGAGGGAAGCUAUACAGAGGAUUAAACAUAACUGUUGAUUUGGUUUUGGCAGUAAAGAUUAACUCUCAAUCUUCAACCAUGAAUGUAGAUUUUGAUUCUCAAGCAGGAAGCGUUGUUAAGUCUUUGUUACAUCCCACUUUACCAUACUACUUCGCAGUUAGUGGAUACAAGAACUGAUACAGUUUCAUUGUCGACCUUGUUUAAAGAGUUUGAAGAAACACAGAAACAUAGAGAGGAAGACUUCGACGAUUCAGUGUCAAUAACCCGCCAAUCUGAUUGCCUUUUACGCUGUUCUCAAUCAUGUCUUGAACAGUCACUGUUCCGUCACCAUUUUAGUCCUGAUGGUGGACCAAGUGUCUGUCUCAGGGUGCUCAAGGUGUUGCAUGACAUGACUUGUUCACUUGAUCUGCAAUGCCUAUUCCCAGGCCCGUGCCAAGCUACCUUUGAUAAAUGAUCUAUCUGUUGACCAGAAUGUAUGGGAAUUUAAUAUAAGUGACCAAGAAAUCAAUAAUAACCGGCACACAAGUACGCGCUCUUCGUGUACACUUACAGAACCAGGCAGUACCAAACUUCUUUCUUCAUACACACUUAAACUCUUGUUUUGUUUGAAUGGAGUGAAAACCCAGAAGAAAAGCUGUGGACUGGGAGCAACCUCAGCCAGCGCCUUGUAA
Porites evermanni is the source of this 1007-nucleotide messenger RNA. Lineage: Eukaryota; Metazoa; Cnidaria; Anthozoa; Scleractinia; Poritidae. The record is from the annotation of a GenBank genome assembly.